Pantherophis guttatus is the source of this 2129-nucleotide messenger RNA. It is a transcript of the gene DIPK1B, whose product is annotated as divergent protein kinase domain 1B. The record is from RefSeq and is a predicted model, not a curated record. NCBI's taxonomy places the organism in Eukaryota, Metazoa, Chordata, Lepidosauria, Squamata, Colubridae.
GGAUGGGAAGCCGGCGGGGGCUCCUCCGCGGGUGGAGGGCCUCUGGGGACCCGCAGCCUUGGCUGCUCCGAGGCGCUUCGCGCAGCCGCGGCGGUCGCUCCCUUUUCGGGGGGUCUCGCUCGCUCUCGCUCUGCCCCCUUGGAAGGGGAGGAGGAGGAGGAGGAGGGGCGGGCGGACCCGCAGGAGCAGCCGCUGCGGCGAGCCGGCGGCGGAGGGAGGCCUGGGCUGCCUCGCCCCUCGCCCGCCUCCCUCCCUCCGCUUCGCCGGCCCCGUCCUCGCGCAGCGCCGCCUCCCCCCGCCGGGGGCUUUCCGGGAGCGCUGGGGCCGGAGCCGGCCAGGGCAGCCCAGCAUGCGGCGGCUCCGGAGGUUGGUGCAGCUGGUGGUUUUCUGCCCGCUCUCCAAAGGCCUGCAGAGCCGCCUUCCUGGCAUCAAAGUGAAGUACCUCUUCUUUGCCUGGCUGGGCAUUUUUGUGGGCAGCUGGAUGGUCUACAUGCAUUAUUCCUCCUACUCCGAGCUCUGCCGGGGACACGUCUGCCAAGCGAUCAUUUGCGAUCAAUACAACAAAGGCAUCAUUUCGGGAUCAAUGUGCAAAGACCUUUGUGAGGACCACACCUUGGUGUUUGAACACUGCUUGUCACCUUCUCCCACCCAGCAGGUCUACAGCGGCCUCUGGAAAGAGAAAGAGGUGAUUAUCAAAUGCGGCCUGGAAGAAGCCCUGAAGGCCGACAGCAACCCAGAUACAGACCCUAGGAGAGACGUGGUCCUCUUCAACAAGCCAACAAGGGGGACUUCCAUGGAUGAAUUCCGGGAGAUGCUUCUGAAUUUCUUGAAAGCUGGCCUUGGGGAUCAAGCCUCCCUCACCAAUUUGGUGAGCCAGAUUAUCGCCAUGGCCGACGUCAGUCGGGACGGGAAGCUUUCUUUGGCCGAAGCGAAAUCCAUCUGGGCCCUUCUGCAGCUGAACGACUUCCUGCUGACCUUCUCCCUGCACGAAAAGGAGCAUACCCCCAGGCUCUUGGGGCACUGCGGCGAUCUGUAUCUCACAGAGAAGAUCCACCACACCUCCCUUCACACCAUGGACUUUCCUCCCUUCCUGCAACCGCUGCUGCCUUCCGCCGUCCUCAGAGUCAUCCGCCAGUGGUUCUCCCCCGCUUGGCCCCGGCGAGCCAAAAUCGCCAUUGGACUUCUGGAAUUCGUGGAGGAGAUCUUCCAUGGGACUUACGGCAACUUCUACAUCUGCGAGGCCAGCUUCACCAACAUGGGCUACAAUAACAGAUACGACUUCAAAAUGGUGGACCUGAGGACAGUGGCCGCGGAGAUGACCAUCCAGAGGUUCCUUAAGGGCCGUCACUGCGAGCAAAAUACGGACUGCACCUACGGGAAGGACUGCGUGGCGCCGUGCGAUAAGCUCAUGAAGCAGUGCAAGAGCGACGUAGUCCAGCCCAACCUCGCCAAGGUGUGUCGGCUCUUGCUGGAGUACCUGCUGCACGGGGCCCCGAGUGACUUGAAGGAGGAGCUGCAGAAGCAGCUGAAAACGUGCACCACGCUCAGCGGGCUGGCCAGCCAAAUGGAGGUGCACCACUCGCUGGUGCUCAACAGCCUCAAGACUCUCUUGUGGAAGAAAAUUUCCAACACGCAAUAUUCCUAGAGGCCCCUGAGAAGCCCAAGGACAAGGCCGGGGGGGCGGCUCCCCUCUUCCCAACUCGGUCUAAGGCAGUGUUGGCGAACCUUUUCGGCACGGGGGAGCGCCAGAAACCAGAAGAGCAGCUCCCCAGCGCACGCGCACGGUGCAUCGGAAACCGGAAGAGCAGUCAUGCGCGCGCUGGGAAGCUGAGUUUCCGGUUUUCAGCGGGCGCAUGUGCACCAGUCACCUGGUCUUGUGGUUUCUGGCGUGCAUGCACGCAUGAAGACCCGGUGCGCCUGUGCAUGCUGGAAAUCGGAAGAGCAACGGGCGACGGUAGGCAUGCCCGGCAAGGUGGCUCUGCGCGCCACAGACGGGAGAGAACUUUGGAAUGGGAAGGGAUGAAAAAGAAAAGCAGUUUUUGUGGAACUGACAGGGAUCUCCAGGUGAGUGUAGCCGGGGUGAGGAGAGGACAAUUGUCUAUCUGAUGUAAAUAAAUGGUCUCUCUCUC